GGAUAUAGGAUGCACUAAUGGAGGCCCCUGGAAGAAGGACCUUUGUCGCUCUGUGUUUCUACACUGCACUAUUUACUCACUCAGAAGUAAACUCAGAGUUCGUCCAUGUUCCGGCCGUGCUCCAUGGCGUCAAAGGGAAGUCCCUCCUCCUCUCCGUGGAGACUCACUUCCAAAAUAAGGAUGUUGAGAUCCAGGGCAGCUGGUACCAGACCCGGCCGGGGGGCCCCAAAACCCUCCUGGUGACCUUCCACAACCAUUCAGCCAUCAUGGUGGCCUCGAUGAGACACAGGAACCGCUUCUCCUUCCAGCCCCCCAAUGCCUCUCUCCUGAUCCCCAGGCUGGACAAGGCGGCGGAAGGGGACUAUCACCUGGACCUGGACAUCCACUUCCCCCAGAGACAGGAGCUUGUCAGGGUUGAGAGGACCAUCCAUGUCACCGUAGAUGUACCUGUGUCCACCCCUGUUAUCCAGAAGACCCCAUCUUCUACAGUCAUUGAGGACAAGGAGAACGUGACGUGGACCUGCUGGGUGGAGAAUGGGACCAGGGUCCAGUACCAGUGGCUGAGGAACAACAUGCCCCUAGAUGCUAGUGAUCGCCAUCAGUUCUCCCACAAUAACUCUACUCUGGUGAUAAGCCCUGUGAGGAAGAAGGACAUUGGACAGUACCACUGCCUAGCCAGGAACCACAUCAGCCAGAGACAGAGCCACACACUGGACCUCAGUGUAUUCUAUGGCCCUUACAACCUGGCUGUAAAGUCUGACCAUGGCCUGAGGACCGGGGAGGUCUUCACAGUGAACCCUGGUGAGCUGGUGUUCUUCAACUGUCAGGCCGACUCCAACCCUCCCAACAGCUGUAUGUGGAUCUCCAAGACCAACAAUGCCACUGAGGUCAUCACUGUGGGACUGCGCCUGGAGGUCACGUCAUACAAACUGGCCCAGGCCGAGGAGUUCCUGUGUAGGGCCUUCAACAACGUGACCCAGAAGCAGGACGAGACCCAGUUUACCCUGGUGGUGGCCAGCCUCGGGACAGGAAAGGAGAGAUAUGUCCAGGAGAGCAGCUCAUUCUCUCCUCUGGCUGGCAUCACUCUGUCCUGUCUGUUCAUUACUGGCUGUAUGUUACUGGUCUACUUCAUAAAGACCUGUCAUCGUCCCAAGAGAGUUCUCAUGAACAUAUAUAACAGACCUUUGACAGAACAGAAGCGCCCACACCGUUCAGGUCAUGAAGACGCAACUGAAGACUUUGGCAUCUAUGAAUUCGUCUCUAUACCUGGGAAAAUGGAAUCUACACAGGCAUCAAGCAGAUCUCUGGUACACCUGGAGUCUGUCCAGGAUUUGCAUACCACCAUCUAUGAUGUCAUCAGGCACAUCCCUGAAACUCCCACGCUGGCUACCCAGAGCCUGCUGUUGAAGCAGUGUGAAGCCUAACCAGAGACCAGAAUAUUAUUAAAGAUACUUUCUGAGUCCCAAAUGGAACCAUAUUCUCUAUAUAAUGCACUAUGGGCACUGGUCAAAAGUAGUGCACUACAUAGGGAAAAGGGUGCUAUUUGGGACACACACCCCAGUCUGUGACCAUUUUGUAUAUGAACUCCAGUGAGGUUUUCCUCCUGACAAGUGUACAUACCUUCACCAAAGUCCCAAGCACUUCUCUGAAAUCCCAUGGACAUUAUUCAUCAAUGGAUGAGCUUUAAUGUGUCAAUAAGAUAUACUGUAUUGAUCUAAUGGAAUCUAAGAUAUUUACACUACAAGAACAUAUGGUACAGUUCCCACGUCUUACUUACUAUUUUAAAAUACUGUAUUUAUUUAAUUUAAAGUACAAUGGUGUCCUUUGAGAUCUCAUGAAUAUGUUUUUCUCUUAAAAAUGUAUUUAUAUUCAAUGUGCUAUUCAAGCUCUCUCUGGAAGUGGGCAAGUAUAUUUGGAUGAAUUAAUUAUCACAUUACAUGCGAGAUACUGUCUGAUGGCUGUUUAGUCAAACAUAAUUUUUCAGCAUGUAAAUACAUCUAUUCUACAGUACACUGCAAUUACUUAUUUUUUUUUCAAGAACUUACAUUUUGUUUUACUGAAUAAGCCCUAUUUAUUUCCAUGUAAACGGUUGAUGGUCUUUCUGAAUGUAGCAUUUUUUAUCUCGACAUUGUCAAAUACACUCCACCGGAGGUUGAAAUGCCAGAUGUGCUGUUGCCUGUCUGCAGAGUAUUGUACAGUUUCCAGUUACAGAUAUGUACUUUUUGUAUUUUAAUAAAGAUUUAUAACAAUUUGAUUAGACUCAGA
Coregonus clupeaformis (lake whitefish) is the source of this 2265-nucleotide messenger RNA. Its product is annotated as HEPACAM family member 2. The transcript is spliced from 9 exons. NCBI's taxonomy places the organism in Eukaryota, Metazoa, Chordata, Actinopteri, Salmoniformes, Salmonidae. The record is from RefSeq and is a predicted model, not a curated record. The coding region runs from base 18 to 1424 and encodes 468 amino acids.